GCACCACGGCGUAACUGUUCAUGACGAUUAGGAAGUGAAUGUAUCAGCUAGCAUUUUGCUCUAAACACCUGAGUUACAUAACUGACACCGUGGUCAAUAAGAAACAUCUUUUGAAGAGUGCAGUAUGGAUUCUCCUGGGCAAUCCAAGAGGCUAAAUCGAGAGGCAAACCGUGCCCAGACUAAGUCAAAUGCCCCCCUUCAGAAAGAUGCCUAUGCCAGACUUCUUAGUCAGCAUCGCAGCAGCAAAUUCAGCCAGUAUCUGGAACAAUAUGCAAAGGACCCUUUGGAUCAAAGGGAAUGCAUUGUGCCAAACAUAGUGCCCAAAACCCAGAGUGACAGACUGAACAUACCAUAUCGAAGAAGGGAUCAAGUGCCUAAUGAUUUCUCUGAUUCAAGUGACUUCUCUCCGUCUUCCCUGAAAAUGAGAGGAGAAGAGAGCUCACUGUCUUUGUACAUGGAGAAACGAAGCAUUCGUAAUGCGCAGCAGGACUGUGAAAGGAAACAGGGAGUGUCUGACAGGCAGCGACGGGGGCAGAGGAGAGAUACCACCACCAGUCACGAUGGGGACAUUGAAUCUGGAGAGGAGCUCAUCGCUUUAAAACCGAAUGACUCCAAGAAACACCAGAAGCAGCACAAGAAAAACAAAGAUAACAGAGAGAUCGUCUCGAAUGAAAAUGACCCAGCUGCUGGAUGCCUAGAGUGUCCAAACAAAACAAGUAUAAGUCAACAGGAACAAGACAAAAUGAAGAAGUCUAAGAAAAAGAAUACAGUAAACCACGCUGAGGACAAGAAAAACAAAGACGGGAUGGUAAAAUCUGGAGUCGAUCCUCAGCUGUCAAAAAACGAGCCUCCUCAAAAGCUUCAGCAAAAUCAAGGUUCAAGUGCCUGUUCUCCUGCUGACAAGAGUAAGAACAAAGGUGGCAGAGGAUCAAAAAAACAAGUGUUUGAACCCUACAUGACGCUUGAGGAAGUUUCCCAUGGCCUCAAAAGAGGAGAGCUCAUCCAGGGUACAUUAAGAAUCAACCCCAAGAAGUACCAUGAAGCUUUCAUCCCAUCCCCUGAUGACACAUGGGAUAUAUUUCUAGAUGGGAUUGUAGCUCGCAACAGGGCUCUGAAUGGAGAUUCUGUGGUGGUGCAAAUCCUACCUCGAGAGCAGUGGAAGGUUGUGAGGUCAGACACAGACUGUGAGGGUGCCAGUGAGUCAGAGAUCCAGAGGGACCACAUGGCUGUAAAAGCACAAAAGAAACCUGAGCAGCUCUCCAGACCUGAUGGUACUGUGGAGGACCAGAGCAGUGAUCAGGACGAGCUUAUCAGCAAACCUCGGAGAGUCACAAACACAGACCCAUCAACCACAGGGCCCAACGGAGAAAGGCUCCAGAAGACCGCUAAAGUGGUGUAUAUUGAAGAAAAGAAACACUCCAGAGCUGCGACAGGAUUCUUGAAAUUCCUGCCUGACAAACGUUUUGCCAUGUUCUCCCCCGUCGACCACCGGGUGCCACGGAUUAAUGUUCCCCUCACUGACUGUCCUCAAGACUUCAGUUCCCGUCCAGGCGACUACACCAACACCUUGUUCAUCUGUCGUAUCACCAACUGGGCAGUCGACAACAACUUCGCAGAAGGUCGACUUGUAAAGACGCUUGGUCAAGCUGGGGAAAUCGAACCAGAGACGGAAGGCAUCCUCAUGGAAUAUGAAGUAGACUUUUCUGAGUUCUCAGAUGAGGUAUUGGACUGCCUUCCCAAGACGUUACCCUGGAGCAUCCCACCUGAGGAGAUGCGCAGGAGGAGAGAUUUGAGGAAGGAGUGUAUCUUCACAAUAGACCCAUCUACAGCCAGAGAUCUGGAUGAUGCACUGUCCUGUCAACAGCUGCCAGAUGGUAACUUUGAGGUGGGAGUCCACAUAGCUGAUGUCAGUUAUUUUGUGGAGGAGGGCAAUGCUUUGGAUAUCACUGCCAGCAAGAGAGCCACUAGUGUAUACCUGGUUCAAAAGGUGAUCCCCAUGUUGCCCCGACUGCUGUGUGAGGAGCUGUGCAGUCUGAACCCUCUGUCAGACAGACUUACUUUCUCUGUCAUUUGGAAAAUCACUCCGGAGGGAAAGAUUCUUAGUGAGUGGUUUGGCCGCUCGGUGAUCCGCUCCUGCGUGAAGCUGAGUUACGACCACGCCCAGAGCAUGAUCGAGGCCCCUGACAAGUUGUUUUCAGCUGAAGAAUUGCCACCCGUGGACCCUGAACACCCCAUUGAUGAGAUCCACCAGGCCGUGCUCAAUCUGCACUCUAUUGCCAAAAACCUCAGAGCUCAACGCUUCUCAGGAGGAGCACUCAGACUAGACCAGAUGAAACUGUCUUUCACCUUGGACAAAGAGAGCAUGAUGCCUCAAGGCUGUUAUGUUUACGAGUACAGAGACAGUAACAAGCUGGUGGAGGAGUUCAUGUUACUGGCUAACAUUGCCACAGCACAUCACAUCUACAAAAGUUUCCCAGAGUUGGCUCUACUCAGAUGUCACCCUCCACCGAAAACCAGGUUGGUGGAUGAGCUGCAGGAGCUGUGUGACCAGCUGGGCAUUAACGUUGACCUGUCGUCUGCAGGAGCACUGAAUAAGAGUCUCAAUACCAUCCUUGGCAACGAUGAGUACUCCAGUGCCAGAAAAGAAGUUCUCACCCACAUGUGCUCCAGACCCAUGCAGAUGGCGUUGUACUUCUGCACUGGUGUUGUAAAGGACGAACUGCAUUUUAAACACUACGCCCUCAACGUUCCUCUCUACACACACUUCACUUCACCAAUCAGACGCUACCCUGACAUUAUUGUCCACCGGCUGCUGGCUUCUUCACUCCGUUGUGGGCCUCAGUUAGGACUAACAACUGAACAAGUCCAGAAACAAGCAUCUCACUGUAAUGACAGGAAGACUGUGUCCAAGAGGGUUCAGGAGCUCAGCACUGACCUGUACUUUGGAGUGUUUGUAAAGGAGUGUGGUCCUCUGGAUUCUGAGGCCAUGGUCAUGGGGGUCCUGGAUCAGUCCUUCGAUGUGCUCAUUCUUCGCUACGGAGUGCAGAAGCGCAUUUACUGCAAGAAUUUAGAGCCAGACCUUAACAAUUUUCAUCAUCGUAAAGUGGGGAAGACAUCAGAACUCACUCUGGUGUGGAAACCAAAAGACCUGGACGAACCUCCAGUAGAACAGGUCAUCUCACUCUUCACCUUAGUGGAAGUGCAGCUCAAAGCUGACGGCGGACCCCUGAAGUACACCGCAGUGCUCAAGAAGCCCGAUGAUGGCGGAUCAUAAAGGGAUGUGCUUCCAAGGACAUAAAACUUGAAGGAAAGAGUGAAAUUGCACAUUUUCUCUGACUAAUUCAUUGAUUUGGCACAUUAUUCUAUAGUAAUAGAUUUGAUUGUUUUUAGUUAAAAUCGCUCAGACCUGAGUCGGAGUUGAGCGGAAAGUUCCACUUUGAGUUCUAGUCUGGAAUUGAAGGCUCAUACCACAGUUUUUUUUUUUUUCUUGUUUUUUUUGUUUUAGUCAUCUUAAUACAAACUGUUGAAUAUCAAUGUCCAGAGCAUCAGUUUUUAGAAUUUAACCUGAAACUGUGGUGCCUUCCCUCUUUCUUUGGUCCUUCAUUAAUUACUCUAAUGCAUAUCAGUCAAUACUUUAUACUUUAAAGCUUCAGUGUUAGGUAUUGAAGUAAGGAAAUACUGUCUAUGUUGAAUUAAAAAAACUGGACCAGAACACUGGGGAGAAGUAGAUAUCAGGCAUCAGCUUUAGAGCUUUCAUUAGUGUAUGAACUAACUCAUGGACAGACAGACUUCCUUUGUCAUGAUAGUGUCAGUGUGGAUUUCCAUCUGAAUUUUGGCCCAGGUCUGACUGAAGAAACAGCAAUGAGUUGAUUUUAGCUCUGGAUUUAUUGAUCUAAUGAGGUCAGUGUUGGCGCGAGAUAACUGUUGUACACAGUCUAAUCUGUGAAAACCUAAUUUUUAAAAACUAUUUUCAGUUGAAGAAAUACUAUGACUGGCUUCCAUAUUGUGGACCGAGGACACAUUGUUAUGUUUAUGAAGCAAUAGAUUAUAUCAAACUGGAGAACUGUAUUUUCGAACUUGCAAUAGAGGCUGCUAUGGAACUCCAACCUGUCGUAUCACAGUUAAACUUAAUGUCUUGAACAGUGAAAAUGUAGCAGUAGUAUCAGGGUAAAAGCUUUGAUACCAUCAGAUUCACAAAGCAAGCAGAAGAAUAGCUGUAGGUUGUUAUCCAUGACUAUUAGAUUGCUCUCUGUACUGUUUGUAUGUACUGUUUUUAUCAGGGAAGUCUUUGGAUUUUUCUGCGUGGCCAGUCUUGUAGCUCUAGAGCCUCUUCACAUUGUUAAAAGUUUAGUUUUCAUGUGAUUUUAAGCUACUAAAAUAAGACCUCAUAGAUCUAAUAUAUUGUUUUAGUUUAUCUAAUGUACUUGUAUUUAAUGUACAAGUCAAGCCAAAGUGUAAUAUCUUUUCAACUCAGUUUUAUUGAUUUUACACAACACGGGAAUGACUUGAAAGUGGAAUGGCUGCUGAAUAUACACUAGUUGGUGGCCUCGGGAUCUUGAUGUAUUUUAUGUUUGCUCAUUUGUUUGAGUGCUUCUGGUUGUUUGCUUUUUUUUUUUUUUUUUUAAUUCCCAACCUUGAUUUGUGCAUAAAAUGUGAAUUUCAAGUUUAAUCUAAAUAAGUGAAUAUUCUGCACAGCUGCACAUUUUAAAAUAACUUUGGGUAUAUUUUUUUGCUUUAUAUCUUUAUAGUCACUGUGCCUUCCUUCAGUUCUAACUCAGUCUGAUGUUGGUUCAUGAGUGCCAUGUGGUGUGAAAAAUUUAGCUGCUAUUUUUUUUUUUUUUUUUUUUUUUUAGGUUUUUUAGGCUUUUCUGAUUCAUUUUUUUUAAGACCACCAGCUAAUGUUUUUAAGUUAUGCUAUUUUACAUGGGAAUAACUUUAAAUCACAGCUUUAAAUGUAUUUUAAACAGCAAGUGCAAAACAAUUGUAUUGACUGAGGAUGUGUUUCUAUGAGUAGUGUUUAAAAAAACAAAAAUGUAAAUCUAGUCAAGUCAGAGGAAACCUGAGAACGAGCAUCUGUCACGUUGUCACGUACAAACUAAUUCUGGUAUUUAAAGUGCAUUUUUACUCUGUUGUACUACCAUACACAGCAAUAGACAGUUGUGUGUUGUCUCCGGUUAAAUAAACUACACACAUGAAGUGGACU
Sphaeramia orbicularis (orbiculate cardinalfish) is the source of this 5203-nucleotide messenger RNA. RefSeq names its product DIS3 like 3'-5' exoribonuclease 2 (gene dis3l2). Bases 125 to 3274 code for a protein of 1049 amino acids. The record is from RefSeq and is a predicted model, not a curated record. Gene Ontology annotation, molecular function: 3'-5'-RNA exonuclease activity; RNA binding. NCBI's taxonomy places the organism in Eukaryota, Metazoa, Chordata, Actinopteri, Kurtiformes, Apogonidae. Gene Ontology annotation, biological process: miRNA catabolic process; mRNA catabolic process. Gene Ontology annotation, cellular component: P-body. The transcript has 21 exons.